ACAAGAAGCGCCUCCGUUCCGAUUGGCCAGGAGGUGAUGCGCUCUCAGCCAAUCGUAAUCCAGGCUGCGCUUGGAUCCUUUCAGGACGACAAACCUUGUAGAGACCACGUCUACGAUUGGUCGCUCCUCGGCAAGGAUUUAAUUUUGAAUUUUUCUUUAUGGUGUGGAAGAGGCUCCAGCCCGAACUUCAUCUAAUCUUCAGACUUUUAGACUAAGAUCAUGCCCAAAUUCAAACAGCGCAGAAGAAAGCCAAGAGCCAGAGCCAGACACUUAUCUAAGAAGCAAGAAGCCUCUCGGGUCCAGCCUAAGCUAUCGACACCUCCCCCUCCCCCUCCACCACCCGCACCAGAAAGAGUGGUUACUUCUUCAACAGAUACACCCCAUAGCAGAAACUGGCUAAGACGACCUUGGAACUUCAGAUUUCCCAGCAUCAAAGAUGCAGUAAACCUUUGGACGCACAGAGCAUGGUGCAUAUACAGUUACUGUCAGACCUGUGCAGCCCAGAGUUUCGAAGUACUGAAAGAUGCCAUCUUCCCUUCCCGAGUCUACCACAGAGAACUUAACAGUCUAAAACAACAAGUUUGUGUUUUGAAAAGUGAAUUAUGCAAGCUCCAAGAAACACUGAAGACCAUUUCAGAAAAUUCUUCUUAUUCAAGCUGUUGUCAUAAGUGUUGUGUGAGUGAUAAACUCACAAACGUGCCUGCCUGUGCUCCAGCAACCCAUGGAGAAUCCAGAACUGUACUUCCUCCAACACUGCCACAGCCAGCCAGUCAUCCUCCCCCUCCUCCUCCCCCUCCUCCUCCCCCUCCUCCUCCCCCUCCUCCUCCCCUUCCUCCACCUCCACCACCCCUAGCACCUUUGCUGCUCAGAAAAUCUGGUACUGCUAAAGCACUUCAGACUGAACCAUUAAAGAAAGAUGGACCUAUGCAUAUAACUGUUAAAGAUCUACUCACUGUAAAACUAAAAAAGACACAGAGUAUUGAAGAAAGGAAGAAGUUAAAGCUUCUACCAUCACCCCCAGAGGAACGGAGUCCACUAGUUACCAUCUCUGAUCUGCAACAUGUUACUCUGAAACCCAACAACAAGGUGUUAGCCCCACGAGUUAAAAAUGUCCUAAUUACUCCUGGUAAAAGCCAGAUAGAUCUGCGGAAACUGCUGAGAAAGGUCGAUGUAGACAGGAGCCCAGGUGGGACCCCUCUCAUCAAUAAAGAAAAUAUGGAAACAGGAACUGGACUGACUCCAGUCAUGACUCGGGCCUUAAGGAGAAAGUUUCUGCUGGCUCAUCCUCAAAGCCCUACUCAGUCCCUGCCACUUCCUACAAGCAGCUUUGAUGACCAAAACUGAGGCCAACUCUGCCUGACUCCAUGGAGAGAUCCAGACAAUGACAGAUCAAACCCCCUAAAUUUUUAUGUACUAAAAUAUGUAUAGCUCUACAAAUGUAAUUCUGCUUGAAGAAUCAGAGUGAGUAUGUAUGGAACCUACAUAUACUGUGGCAAACAGAGAGCAUUUAGAUGCUUUCUGGUGAUGGUGAUGGUAAGGGGACCCGAUGGGAAGGUGCAACCUGCAAUGUAAUGUGUAUCCUGGAAUUACCCAAUUUAGGUUAGAGCAACUGUUCAGAUUUAAUUCCAUAGGGACUGGUGAUGUGGUUCAGUGGGUAAAGGCACUUGCCCCCCAGCCUAAUGACCCAAGUUCAGUGCCCAGGACCUAAAUGGAGGGAAGGAAGAACUGACUCCCACAGGUUGUCCUCUGACCUCCACAUGUCCACUAUUAUAUGUGCCCCCUUCAACACACAAAAUUAAUAAGCACGUUAAAAAAUAUUCAUGGUAUAACUAGUUUAUUAUGUAAAUAUAGUUAUGACAUUAAGAAAAUAGUCUGAGUACUAGAAAAAAUGGCUCAGCAGUUAAGAACACUUGCUGCUUUUGCAGAGGACCCAAGUUCAGAUCCUAGCACGCACUUCAGCUGGCUUAUGUAUGCCUCUAGCUCCAGGUCCAAGCCAUUCACUGCCCUCUUCUGGCUAGGCGGGCACCUGCACUCACGUGUACACAGAUACACAAACACAUAAAUAAAUAUACAAAAUUUUAAAAAGAACCGGGCGGUGGUGGCGCACGCCUUUAAUCCCAGCACUCGGGAGGCAGAGCCAGGCGGAUCUCUGUGAGUUCGAGGCCAGCCUGGGCUACCAAGUGAGUCCCAGGAAAGGUGCAAAGCUACACAGAGAAACCCUGUCUUGAAAAACCAAAAAAAAAAAAAAAAAAAAAAAAAAUUUUAAAAAGAAAAUAAAGAACAGAGCCUGGUUCCUGUUCAUCUCAGGCUGAUUCAUUCAUUGCUACACACUUGAUUCAUAAAAUAAGACCCUCUAGCUGGGCAUGGUGAUGCAUGCAUUCAAUUCCAGCACUUAUAAGGCAGAAGACCAAAGAUCUCAGGGAGUUUGAGGCCAGUCUGGUCUACAUAGUAAAUUCCAUAUCAGCCAGAACUAUACAGUGAGACCCUGUCUUAAAAUAAAUAAACAAGUAAUUUAGAGGGGAAAAAACCACACAAAACAACUCCACGUGACCUGAAAAAUUCAAGAGUACCCUGUGUUUGCUUGAAAUGGAGUCUUACAUUAUAGCCCAAUCUGGCCUGGGAUUCCUGGCAAUCCUCUGUUCUCAUCCUCCCAAAUGCUGGGAUUACAGAUGUGAGCCAAAUCUGGCUAGAAUGUAAUGACACAUUUCUAAAAUGACUUAGCAACUUAGGUAGGUGGUUUGAUCUGGCUCACUGAGACACCCCUUUUUGUUUUUUUCUUUUUGGGGCUGAACCCAGGGCCUCACACCUGCUAAGUACAUGUACCUUGAGCCUAUACCUCAGCCUUAUAUUCUUUACUUUUUAUGUCUGCUGUCCAUUUUCCUGUAGUCAAAUAAAAUUUUCAUGAUUUCAGCAUGAAACUUCAGUUUUCCAGAAUGCCUUGCCAAGGAUUCUCUGUGGUCCAUGGCAGUUUUAUUGAGAAGCCCGGUUCCUGGUCCUUAUCAGCCUGUGUAUUGGCUGACAGUAGUGUUGUGUCUCUCACUGGACUUCAUUUAUUCUUGCCAGUCUAGCGUUGUUAGAUUUAGCAAAUAAGAAUAUAAGAUGCUCCAUUAAAUUUGAAUUUCAGAUAAACCACAAAUAAGCUUAUAAAUCUGUGCUACUAAACUAUAAAUAUUUGAGUGUUACAGAUCGAACUCAAGGCCAUGUACAUACUAAGCUAGUAGAAAUACCUCUUUAUUAUUAAAUGAAAACCACUUACAUUUUUAAAAGAAAUGUAUUUAGGUCUUUGCAGGGAGGAAUAUAGUACUUGUCUAAUGUUCAUAGCUCCAGGUUCAGUCACUAGUACUAACACACACACAUACACACACACACACACACACACACACACACACACACACACACAGAGUUGUCUAUUUCAUAUUAUCUAUAAUCACCUGGGAGAUGGACUUUCUCAGACAUUAUCUGGAUUAGGUUAAUUGAGAUGGGAAGACCCACCCUCUGUGGGUAGCACCAUCCCCUAAGCUGGGAUCUUCUUCACUGUGGAUGCAAUGUGAGCAGCUGCUUUAGGCUUCUGCUGUCUUGAUCUCCUCCCUCCAGACAGAGUGUAUGGUAGAACUAUAAGCCAAACAAACCCUUCCUUCCUUAAAUUGCUCUCCUCAGGUAUUUCAUCACAGCAACUAGAAGAGUAUAUAUGUGUUGUUUGUCUGAAAUUCACAUUGAACUGAGAACCUUAUAUUUUACUUAGCUACCUUAUUUGACCAUGCUCAAAAAGUUACAAUUUAUUUCUGGGAUCCCAUAGUUUUAUUACACAUGUCUUCUUGGCAGUGAACACUGUAUAGCUUCAGCCAGGAUCCCUUAACAUCUAUUCUGAGUAGAAUAGAUGGAUAAUUCCCAUUCAAGUGAGUGUGACUCAAGGUGCAGGAGUAACUGCACUUUUUUCUGGUACAGAGGGGUUUCAGGGCUUAGAGCAUGCUAGGCAAGUGCUUCUACCACUGAGCCAUACCCUUAGUUCCAGGAUCACCUCUGAUACUGUUAUCUACCCCUGUGUAAUGGCCCCCUUAUUCAUUAAAAACAAAAACAAAAGGACCCCCCCCCCCAAAGUCUUCAGAUGUUCACUAGUUUCUAGUCUGAUGGGAAGCAGCCACAUAGAUAAUAUCCUUAAACUUUUAAUCUUCCGGUUCACUGUACCCCAAAAUAUAAUUUAGUAGUGCCCUAGAAAUUCUUGGAGGGUUCUGUUUAAAUAUUUUUGGUUCUGAGGAUUGAACCAGGGCCUUGAGCAUGGUUGGUAAGAAACUCUACCACUGAGUUAUAGCUCCAGGUCAAAUCCCUAUAUUUCCCUUUAAAAAAAAAAAAAAAAUUAUCGGGGCUGGCAAGAUGGCUCAGAGGUUAAGAGCACUGGUUGCUCUUCCAGAAGUCCUGAGUUCAAUUCCCAGCAACCACGUGGUGGCUCACAACCAUCCUUAAUGAGAUCUGGUGCCCUCUUCUGGUGUUCUGCACUGUAUACAUAAUAAAUAAAUCUUUAAAAAAAAAAAAAAGAAUGAGUUUUUGGGGUUAUGAAUUUAGCUCAGUGGUAGAGCACUUGCCUAGCAAGCACAAGGCCCUGGGUUCGGUCCUCAGCUCUGAAAAAAAAAAAUUUAUUUUAUGUACUUUGGUGUGAAGGUAUCAUAUCCCCUGGAACUGGAGUUAUAGACAGUUGUAAACUGCCAUGUGGGUGCUAGGAAUUGAACCCAGGUCCUCUGGAAGAACUGCCAGUGCUCCUAACCACUGAGCCAUCUCUCCACCCCCCACACACACCCCACCCCCAUAUUUCCAUUGAAUGAUAUUACUUUGAGAUGCCAAAUCAUGUUGUCAGAGUCAUCAGACUGUAAAGUAGUCCCAAGGGGCAGUGUUUGAGCACCUUGAGGCAGUCCUGACUAUGAGAUCCACAUUAUGUUUAUAAUACAGAAAAGAUAUAUCUAGGACCAGCUAGACGGUUGUUUGUUUGUUUGUUUGUGGCUUGUUGAGACAGGUUUUCAUGUAGCCCAGUCUGUCCCGGAAUUAUUUAAUCAGGGUUGACCUUGAACUUCUGAUCUUGCCUCCACUUCUUACAUGCUGAAAUUAUGUAAUUAAUUUAAUUACUGUGGCAUGCACCACCAAGUCCAGCAGAACUUUUUUGAAAACAUGCUAGCUAGUGUGAUAUUAUGUAAAAAUAAGAGAAAUUAUUACUGAAAAUAAAGGAUUCAUAAUAGAAUGGUAUUUUUUGGACACUUAUUUUUACAAUAUUAAUAAACCAAUAUACACUUUACCAGAGUGACUGAAAUAACUUAAUCAUUCUAUCACAGAAGGUUCAUUUAAUACAAUAAAAGCUAGGCUGGACAUAGUGGCUUCUGAAAGGUGUCCCACAUACUUGGAAGACUGAGGUGGAGGGAAAUGUAAGUUCAAGGCCACCAGCCAGACUGGGCAGCUUGGUGAGACCCUGUCUCAAUAAGACAGAAAUUUUAUAGGUAAAACAUUUACAAAGCUGCUAUUGCUGUUGUAUCAGUAUUAAAAUGAACCCUAAAUUGUUUACUAAUUUUUAUUUUAGAAUUUGUAUACUUUUUCAUUGUAACAAUUUGAGUACUCUGCACAUUGUAUAAUUUCA
Molecule: messenger RNA, 5617 nt
Organism: Peromyscus californicus insignis
Lineage: Eukaryota; Metazoa; Chordata; Mammalia; Rodentia; Cricetidae
Gene: Prr11
Product: proline rich 11
Exons: 10
Coding region: 220-1344 (374 amino acids)
Cellular component (GO): cytoplasm
Source: RefSeq, a predicted model, not a curated record